Chiloscyllium plagiosum (whitespotted bambooshark) is the source of this 816-nucleotide messenger RNA. RefSeq lists its product as uncharacterized. Gene Ontology annotation, molecular function: protein binding. The record is from RefSeq and is a predicted model, not a curated record. Lineage: Eukaryota; Metazoa; Chordata; Chondrichthyes; Orectolobiformes; Hemiscylliidae.
GAUGGCCUUAAUGUAGUAAAACACUUCUUAAUUUAUUAUGGAUAUUUGACACGGAGCAAUUUCAGGAAGUUUUUUCCAGUUACAUCCUAUUGAGAUCGUUCAGUGCUUACAUCACACUGAAAUUAAAAGUGAAACUGAAUGCAUUUAUUUCAUUUGCAAUUGAUCUUGAAAACUACGCAGGAGAUAGCAACUUCCAAAUCUUCUGCCGCAGACCGUACAAUGGGGAAAAUCUUUCAAGUGUUUGUCGUAGGGUUGAAAGGGGAAAAAAUGACUGUUGAUGUUUCACACACUGAGGCAGAAUUUAAUGCGAUGCCCAUUCUCAAGUUUAAGGAAUUGUUAUUGAAGAAAGUGCCGGGAGAAGCAGCCAUCGCAGGUGAUCUGCGCCUUCUUUUUGCCAACAAACAAUUGGAAGAUAACAAAAAAUUCUCUGAAUACAGCAUCACGGACAAAUCAACAAUCCUCUUGGUGUUACGUCUGCCUGGUGGAGGGGACUAGAGAGAAGGGCUCAUCACUCCGCGAAAACAAAAUCUUCCAAUGGCCUGAUGGAUCCGUCUGAUUGAAUUCUGAUAACGGGAAAUUACUCUGUUAUUGGAGGAAGGCAGACAUAACCGAGAUGUUAACACCACUAUGUAUUUCUUGUAUUUUAAUAUUUAGCACGUAGAAGAGCGUAUUUGUUUGGUCUGCCGUCUUACGUGAUCUGUUAUAUUCUAUAAUUGCUAUAAAAUUUGUUUUAGCUUUACAAUGAUUAGUAGUGAAACCAAUUGUACAUUUUUUUUUAGUUUUAGCUAAUUAAAGUACAUAUUGCAUUAUAUUUAA